Molecule: messenger RNA, 423 nt
Organism: Mercurialis annua (annual mercury)
Lineage: Eukaryota; Viridiplantae; Streptophyta; Magnoliopsida; Malpighiales; Euphorbiaceae
Exons: 3
Coding region: 80-271 (63 amino acids)
Source: RefSeq, a predicted model, not a curated record
UAUCCAUCACUACUUAAGUCCAAAGAGUAGUUCUUCUUCUUCGUUGAAGGAUUAAAGAAAAAUAAAAUUAGAGAAAAAAAUGACAGUAAUGGGGAAGCUGAAGAUUUUUGUAAUACAGGAGCCAGUUGUAGGUGCUUCUUGCCUCAUCGCCGGUGUCGGUCUUUUUCUCCCAGCUGUGGUUAGGCCGAUUUUGGAUUCUUUCAAAACGAGUAAGCAAGUUCCUCAGCCCGCCUUAAGUGAUGUUGUUGCAGGUGUGCGUAAAAAGCAAUGAUGAAUGAAGUAGCCUGACAUCAAACAUUCUCCCCUGCUAAGUAGCAUGAAAUAAGCUUCUUUUUCUGUUAUGUUGAGCCGUGUUCUGUACCAUUUUAUGGAUAUUCUUUUGCGUUGUUGAAUUAAAGCAUUGAAAUAAUUGAUGGUUAGUUU